UCAUCUCUUCUGGUUGCAAAUUAAAAAGAGUUUGGUUAUUUUCAUUUCUCUCUUCGACUGCUUUAUUUUCUUUCUCUUUAGCUUUUUGAUGACUGGGUUCUGCUGCUCUCGUUCUGAUACACAAAUUGUACUAGGACAAAAAUCUCAUUCAGGUAAAGGAAAACCUGAUGGAGAAAUCAAGUUUGGAUAUAGUUUAAUGAAGGGGAAAGCUAAACAUCCAAUGGAGGAUUAUCACGUUGCUAAGCUCAUCAACGUCGAAGACAAUGAACUGGGUUUAUUUGCAAUCUUUGAUGGUCAUAAUGGUGAUCAAGUAGCUACAUAUUUACAGAAACAUCUCUUCUCAAACAUCCUCAAAGAUGGAGAGUUCUUGGUUAAUCCUCGAAGAACGAUCGCAAAAGCUUAUAAAAAUACAGACCAAACGAUUCUGUCUGAUACUAGUUCAGAUUUAUGGAAUGGUGGUUCAACUGCAGUGACUGCUAUUUUGGUCAAUGGGAAGGUUCUGUGGAUAGCCAAUGUUGGUGAUUCACGAGCCAUUGUGUCUCGUAGAGGUAAAGCAACACAGAUAAGUGUUGAUCAUGAUCCAAAUAAUGAUGCUGAAAGGAAUAUGAUUGAGAGUAAAGGUGGAUUUGUAACCAACAGGCGAGGUGGUGUUGCUCGAGUGAAUGGUAUAUUAGAUGUGUCUCGUGCUUUUGGUAAUAAGGACCUCAAAGCGUUUAUGAAUAGAGAGCCUGACAUUAAAGAUGUCGAAGUUGAUAGCCACACUGAGAUACUUAUUUUGUCUAGUGACGGUAUUUCAAAGGUGAUGUCUAACCAAAAAGCAGUUGACAUAGUUUUAAAGUUUAAAGAUCCAAAGGAAGCAGCUAAACAACUAGUUAUUGAAGCAUUGAAAAGAAACAGUAAAGAUGACAUAUCUUGCAUUGUUGUCCGGUUUAGAUAGAUUAUAACCAAAAGUUUCAGCUAACGUGAUUUUUGUUUGAGCCUGGUUCAGUUUGUUUUGGUUCUUCGUUACAUAUGCAGUCUCGGUGAUAUAAGUUUGAGAGGAUUAUACUAGAUGUCAACUACUUGACAUCUGAUCAUAUAUAUAGAAAAAAAUAGAUAUUGAUUAAUAAUUUACUAUUGAAGAUAUAGUCUUGGAAUUAUGAAUAGUUGAUCUGUUUGUUAAACUAUGUUUUCAUAAUUUCAUUGGUACAAUAUACAUUUCCCUCCAUAUAAUGAUAUAUUGCAUUGGCUAUCAUCAUAUCAGUAGGCUUCCAUUUAACAGGGCUUUUAUAAAAGGCCUAAACCUAGGCCGAUGAGGCUUUCAGAAAAGCAGUAUGUUUUAUAACCUACAUAAACUAGGGCUUCGAAGCAGGCAGGCAGCUAGAGCCACCUCUAUAUAUAUACCAAUUGCUAUGCAUAGCUCAUAUACAAAUCAAUCACAAGCAUAUACGCUCCAGUGUCAAUGGUUCUGUGUUCUCGUCUAAAGUUUUCAUUAGAUUCUGAGUUUUGUAUGUAUAAGGAAGAAAGAUAUGCCUCUUCUUUCAGCAGCAAGAUCCAUUCUUGUUAGCUUUGUUCUGGAGGCAAAUAUCAAUUCACCAUCAAGAGAGGGCUUUUAUUAUUUGCAGAGCUUCUUCUCUGCAAUUUUUAUCCUUCUCUUUGGUACAUCCACCUUUUUUUUUGAGAAAAAAGAACUUUGAAGAUAACAAAUAAAACAUUAUUAUUUUUAUUUACCU
Molecule: messenger RNA, 1712 nt
Organism: Raphanus sativus (radish)
Lineage: Eukaryota; Viridiplantae; Streptophyta; Magnoliopsida; Brassicales; Brassicaceae
Product: probable protein phosphatase 2C 17
Exons: 4
Coding region: 89-937 (282 amino acids)
Biological process (GO): protein dephosphorylation
Cellular component (GO): cytosol; nucleus
Molecular function (GO): protein serine/threonine phosphatase activity
Source: RefSeq, a predicted model, not a curated record